GGGCGCAGCACGUUAACCCCUCCAAGUCCGGAGCAGCAGCCUGAGCCGCAGCCUCAAGCCAUCGGCUCCUCCAGCGCGGGAGCCCGCUGUCCGUGUAGCCUGCCGGGAGCUGGGGUGCCCUCCACGCCGGGCCACACAGUGGGGAAGCAGGGCGGGCUCCUGCUGCGGGGCGGGCAAGGCGGGCGGGCGGGCGGCCGCCGGGAGCGGACAGGUGUGCGUGCGUGCGGGUUGGCCUCGGGAGCCCGGGCGGCUCUAGACUGGGCCCCCGCCACACGCUCGGAGACCCGGCCUCGCCCAGCCCGUCCUUGGCUUGGGCGAAGGGCGCCCGAACCCUGAGCCCGGGCCGGGCCGGGCCGGGCCGCCCGCAGCUUGGUGUCCGGGGCCGGGCCGGGCCGGCUAGGGGUGGGGUAGGGUGCAGGGGGCCGAGGAGCCGCAGCGCCGGCCCCGCCCGGCCCGCCCCAUGGGCUCAGGAUGCCGGUCCGGAGGGGCCACGUCGCGCCGCAGAAUACCUUCCUGGACACCAUCAUUCGCAAGUUUGAGGGCCAGAGCCGAAAGUUCAUCAUUGCUAACGCCCGGGUGGAAAACUGUGCUGUCAUCUACUGCAAUGAUGGCUUCUGUGAACUGUGUGGCUAUUCUCGGGCAGAGGUGAUGCAGCGGCCCUGCACCUGUGACUUCCUGCAUGGCCCGAGGACCCAGCGCCGGGCUGCUGCCCAGAUUGCUCAGGCUCUGCUGGGGGCCGAGGAGCGCAAGGUGGAGAUUGCUUUCUACCGGAAGGAUGGCAGCUGCUUCCUGUGCCUGGUGGACGUAGUUCCUGUGAAGAACGAGGAUGGGGCUGUCAUCAUGUUCAUCCUCAACUUUGAAGUGGUGAUGGAGACAGAGUUGUCGGGGUCUCCGGCCCAUGACACCAACCACCGUGGCCCUCCCACCAGUUGGCUGGCCCCAGGCCGUGGCCGGACCUUUCGAUUGAAGCUUCCAGCCCUUCUAGCCCUGACGGCUAGGGAGCCAUCCCUCCGGCCCGGUGGCCCGAGGGCUCCAGGGGCUGUUGUGGUGGAUGUGGACUUGACCCCGGCACCUCCUAGCAGUGAGUCCCUGGCCCUAGAUGAGGUGACAUCUUCACUAGAUAACCAUGUGUCGGGACCUCCAGGCCUGGCUGAGGAGCGUCGGGCUCUGGUGGGGCCUGGCUCCCCUAGUAGCGUACCUCUAACACACUCCUCACCUCGGACGCGGAACCUCAACCCUGAUGCCUCGGGUUCCAGUUGCAGUCUGGCCCGGACCCGCUCUCGUGAGAGCUGUGCCAGCGUCCGACGAGCAUCUUCGGCCGACGACAUCGAGGCCAUGAGGGCUGGCACGAUGCCCCCACCCCCCCGCCACGCCAGCACUGGGGCCAUGCAUCCCCUACGCAGCAGUCUCCUGAACUCCACCUCAGACUCGGACCUCGUCCGUUACCGCACCAUCAGCAAGAUCCCUCAGAUCACCCUGAAUUUCGUGGACUUGAAGGGUGACCCUUUCCUGGCCUCACCUGCUAGCGACCGCGAGAUCAUUGCCCCAAAGAUCAAGGAGAGGACCCAUAACGUCACUGAGAAAGUCACCCAGGUCCUGUCCCUGGGUGCAGAUGUGUUGCCUGAGUACAAGCUGCAGGCACCGAGGAUUCACCGCUGGACCAUUUUGCACUAUAGUCCUUUCAAGGCUGUGUGGGACUGGCUCAUUCUUCUGCUGGUCAUCUACACUGCUGUUUUCACACCGUACUCAGCGGCCUUCCUGCUGAGUGAGGAAACCCCACCGGCCCCUGACUGUGGCUAUGCCUGUCAGCCCUUGGCGGUGGUGGACCUCAUCGUAGACAUCAUGUUCAUUGUGGACAUCCUCAUCAACUUCCGAACCACCUAUGUCAACGCCAAUGAGGAGGUGGUCAGCCACCCUGGCCGAAUCGCCGUCCACUACUUCAAGGGCUGGUUUCUCAUCGACAUGGUGGCAGCCAUCCCCUUUGACCUACUCAUCUUUGGCUCCGGCUCUGAGGAGCUGAUCGGGCUGCUGAAGACGGCCCGGCUGCUGCGGCUCGUGCGGGUGGCAAGGAAGCUGGACCGCUAUUCCGAGUACGGGGCCGCUGUGCUCUUCCUGCUCAUGUGCACCUUCGCCCUCAUCGCGCACUGGCUGGCCUGCAUCUGGUACGCCAUAGGCAACAUGGAACAGCCCUUCAUGGACUCGCGCAUCGGCUGGCUGCACAACUUGGGCGACCAGAUUGGCAAGCCCUAUAAUGGCAGUGGUUCAGGGGGCCCUUCCAUCAAGGACAAGUAUGUCACUGCCCUCUACUUCACCUUCAGCAGUCUCACCAGUGUGGGUUUUGGCAAUGUCUCCCCCAACACCAAUUCUGAGAAGAUCUUCUCCAUAUGCGUCAUGCUAAUUGGCUCUCUGAUGUAUGCCAGCAUCUUUGGCAAUGUGUCAGCCAUCAUACAGAGACUAUACUCAGGCACUGCCCGAUACCACACCCAGAUGCUUCGAGUCCGUGAGUUCAUCCGCUUUCACCAGAUCCCCAACCCCCUCCGACAGCGCCUGGAGGAGUACUUCCAACAUGCAUGGUCCUAUACCAAUGGCAUUGACAUGAAUGCGGUGCUGAAGGGCUUCCCUGAGUGUCUCCAGGCCGACAUCUGCCUGCACCUGAACCGCUCCUUGCUACAGCACUGCAAACCCUUCCGAGGAGCCACCAAGGGCUGCCUGCGGGCACUGGCCAUGAAAUUCAAGACCACUCAUGCACCCCCUGGGGAUACACUUGUCCAUGCCGGGGACCUGCUAACAGCUCUCUACUUCAUUUCUCGAGGCUCCAUUGAGAUCCUACGUGGUGAUGUGGUUGUGGCCAUCCUGGGGAAGAAUGACAUCUUCGGCGAGCCUCUAAACCUGUAUGCACGGCCAGGCAAGUCCAAUGGAGAUGUCCGGGCUCUCACAUAUUGUGACCUUCACAAGAUCCAGCGUGAUGACCUUCUUGAGGUACUAGACAUGUACCCUGAGUUCUCUGAUCACUUCUGGUCCAGCUUGGAGAUCACCUUCAACCUGCGUGAUACCAAUAUGAUCCCUGGUUCCCCGGGCAGCACUGAACUAGAUGGGGGCUUCAGUCGGCUACGCAGACGAAAGUUGUCCUUCCGCCGUCGAACGGACAAGGAUGCAGAGCAGUCAGGAGAGGGCUCGGUGGUAGGUGUGAGCAGAGAAGGCACGGGAGCUGGCAGCCGAACACGGUCAGGGGGACCGUGGGAUGAGAGCCCAUCCAGUGGCCCCUCCAGCCCAGAGAGCAGUGAGGAAGAUGAGACCCCAGGCCCUGGUGCCAGCCCUCUCCGUCUGGUGCCCUUCCCCAGCCCCCAGCCUCCCAGGGACCUGCUGGGUGGGGAACCCAUGGCUGAGGAGGCUGAGAAGGGCAGUGACACCUGUAAUCCCUUGUCAGGUGCCUUUUCAGGGGUAUCCAACAUCUUUAGUUUCUGGGGGGACAGUCGGAGCCACCAGUACCAGGAACUGCCAAGAUGUCCAACCCCAACCCCUACUACUGGGCUCCUCAACAUCCCACUGGCCAGCCCUGGCCGUCGGCCCCGAGGUGACGUAGACAGCAGGCUCGAUGCCCUACAGAGACAGCUAAACAGGCUCGAGACUCGCCUCAGCACCGACAUGGCAGCCGUGCUUCAGCUGCUGCAGAGACAGAUGACGCUGGUGCCCCCCGCCUACAGCACCGUGACUCCCCCGGCACCCGGCCUCUCUUCCGACUCCCCCUUGCUGCCUGUCAGCCCCAUCCCCACCCUCACCCUGGACUCGCUUUCUCAGGUUUCCCAGUUCCUGGCGUGCGAGGAGCUCCCCCACGACGGCCCUGUCCGACGCCUCUCCCUACCCGGGCAGCUGGGGACCCUGACCUCCCAGCCCCUGCACAGACACGGCUCAGACCCGGGCAGUUAGUGGGGCAGCUAGGUGGACAUGUGGCUCAGCCCAGGCCCCUGCGGCCCUGCACAACCCUGGGCCCUCUCCCCUACACAGUCUUCACUCCCCUGGGGAGGAGACUGGGGAACGGUCAGAAUGGGGGGAGCUGAGGGGAGCAAUGGGGUCAUGUUCCUUAUCCUCAAUGCUUGGGAUAUUUUCCUCCCACCAGGUUACCCUUGACCCUCCUCCCCGAACCCCCGAGCCCCAGGGAGAGGGUUGGGGCCCCAGGGGCCAGGCUAUGGCACCUCUUGGGGGCGUUGGACAGAGGGUCUCUGGUCCUUCCCCACCCUCCCCCCGGCUGCCCUGGGGGCAUUAGCUGGUCUAACUGCCCGGGAGGGACAUGGCCCUGGGGCCUCAGGCACCUCAAGGACUCUACUGCUAUUUACUGCUCUUAUUGUUAAGGAUAAUAAUUAAGGAUCAUUAUGAAUCAUUAAUGAAGAUGCUGAUGAAUAUGAAUAAUAAAUAAUUAUCCUGAGGAGAAACCAGUGAUGUUGCAGGGCAUUAGGUCUGCAUGGCUGUAUAUUCAUAUAGAGUGAGUUUAUGUCUCAAGUCUUACUGCCUGGGGCAGGAUCCUGCUAGGGUUCCAGUGGGGCUAAGGCAAGCCUUGGCCUCCUUGUCGUGCCGACAGCACUGGAAGACCUCUCUGAUGCCUAAUAGCCUCCGCCCACUUUUCCCAGUUUUAUUGGGUUGAAGACUAGUAAUCUUGACAACUUGGUGACUAGAGAAGGGUGCUCAUGGGCACUGCUAUCUCAUUGGCCACCAAUUGACCCCUAACCCUAGCCUCUGGCUGAUUGCUAGCCUGGGCCCAAGUCCCAGCCAGGGAUUGAUUCCAACUCUUCAUGUGCUGACCCUGUAAUCCUGGCUACUCUCAACCUUAUCUGCUGCUCAGUUCCUUAACUGUCCAGGGAAUCGCUCCUAACUCUAGCCGGUGACUGACCCCUAACUCUGACCACCAAGUGACUUCAUUUCUACCAUGCUUUGGUUCCUAAUUCCAACCAGAGAUUUACCUCCUAACCCAAGCACUGGCUAACUGGCUAAUCCUGCCUACCUUCUGGCUGAUUCCUAGUGGAUGUCCUGAUUUACCUCUAAUCCCUGCCAUGUACUAACCCUUAAGCCUGACCACAGGCUGACCCUCCUCAAAGACUGACCUAAUUCUGCCAAUAGACACAGAUUAAACCCUUAACCCUGACUCUUUACUGGUGCCUAACCCUGGCCAGAAAAUGAUUCCCAAGUUCUAGACACUUGAAAAACUAAUCCCAUCCAGCUGCCUCAUAGAUUCUUUCCUUUGGUCAUUAAAAGGGACCGUGGAUGGCUCAGUGUUAUAUAUUUUUGCUACUGGAUAAAUAACUCAUAGGGUCAUUAAUUUAAUUUAGAGCUAGAUGGAACCUCAGUGAUUACUGAGUCUAAUUCCAACCCCCUCUCACCCCCAUUUCACAGAGAAGGAAACAGAUUUUUAAAUGCCCAAGGGUAUCCACAGGUAGUAAGUGGCAGAAUCAGAAUUUGAACCCAGGUCCUUUUACUGGAACUCCAACACUCUACUACAACACUUAGAUGGAAGGUUUAAAUGAGGGUGUUGCUGAAAACCUGUUCUGCAGAAAUGUGGACUAAUGUCAGGGGUGGUUAGGGAGCCCCUGUCCAGUUCACCAGCUGUCCCCUCUGUUGAUGCUAAUGGGGUCAGAAUAUUUCUUCCCAUUACACUCUCAAUUGAUCAAUAAAUGUUUAUUAAGCACCUCCUAUGUAACAGGCACUGUGCUACGUGCUGGGUAUAUAAAAAGAGGCCCUCAAGGAACUUAUAGUUUAAUGGGGGAGACAACCUGCAAACAAAUAUACACACAAAGUAAGCUGAAUGUGGGAUACAUAGGAAAUAAUUUACAGAAGGAAGGCGCUAGAGUUAAGAGAUGUUAGAAAAGGCUUCCUGUAAGAGAUGGGCAUGCCACCUCAUUUCCUUUUCUGUAAAAUGUCCAUCAAGGACCACUCCAACUCUCCAUCUGUAGUCCUUCAGCCUCUCAGCUCAUGGGAACCUACCUGAAGUCUCCUUUCUUCUUGCACAGGGUAGGGUCCCAGCCAGGUUCCUCUGUGUGGUGAGGCUGACUUGAGUUGGUUGGUUCUCACUGACUAAAUUCUCUAAGCUCCCCCAAUGGUCCUUCCAGAUGGAGGGCCCAAUAUUUAGGAAAAUGAGCCUGUACUUUUAGGACCCACAACCUGGGGAGAGACUUGUGGGAGCUAGUCCCUGGCCAUUCGUUUCUGCCCUUUGGUCUGGCUGACCCGAGGGUAUUGGAGAGGAAAUUCCUAAACUCUUAGAAUGUUAGUGUUUGGAGGGAAUUUUAGAAUUCUUCUAGUCAAAUUGGCUCAUUAUGCAUAUAAAGAAACUGGGUACCAGGGAGGGCAAAUGACAGGAUGAGAUGUAUACUAUGUGAAUGGCAGGGGAAAGAUGAAGACCCACAUUAUCUGAUUCCCAGGCUGGCGUUCUUUCUAUGAGUGUGCAGAUUUUCUUCACCCUGUUCAAGGAGGCUUAACCUCUACCUUGCAUUUUCACAAGGAAAUGGUUGAGGGGUGGACAGAGGCACCAGGUUUCUGAGUACAUCUGUCUGAUGGAAGUAGAAAUAAUGACUAACAGACAAAAAUAUAGGCAG
Dromiciops gliroides (monito del monte) is the source of this 6581-nucleotide messenger RNA. It is a transcript of the gene KCNH2, whose product is annotated as potassium voltage-gated channel subfamily H member 2. The record is from RefSeq and is a predicted model, not a curated record. Gene Ontology annotation, molecular function: inward rectifier potassium channel activity. Gene Ontology annotation, cellular component: membrane. The coding region runs from base 472 to 3927 and encodes 1151 amino acids. The transcript is spliced from 15 exons. NCBI's taxonomy places the organism in Eukaryota, Metazoa, Chordata, Mammalia, Microbiotheria, Microbiotheriidae. Gene Ontology annotation, biological process: potassium ion transmembrane transport; regulation of heart rate by cardiac conduction; membrane repolarization during action potential.